Castor canadensis (American beaver) is the source of this 3180-nucleotide messenger RNA. It is a transcript of the gene Ankrd34a, whose product is annotated as ankyrin repeat domain 34A. Lineage: Eukaryota; Metazoa; Chordata; Mammalia; Rodentia; Castoridae. The record is from RefSeq and is a predicted model, not a curated record. Gene Ontology annotation, molecular function: protein binding.
CUGGACACAAACUCAUUCCUAAAAUAUGCAGAUGGAAGCUAUGGUAACCAUGGAGACAGGGCAGGUGGCAAGGAGAAGCAGAGACAGUGAAAGAAACCCAUAACGACAGAUAGGAAGAGAGAAGACAUAAGGAAUGAUUCGGACAGGGACAUUCGUGCAAGAUAGAAAAAUGAAUCUCAGCAAGGACAGAGAAUAAAGAGAUGAAAUGAGAAAGGAUGUGAUACGAGUGUGCCAUAUGCCAUGUGUGGCAGUCAGGUCUGGCGCACAGGAGGCAUAAACACACCAAGUGUGGAGAAUGGAGAUCUGCUGAAGCUCAGCGAAGAAUCCGGCUGGUCCCUGAAUGGGUCGUGGAGGAGUCCCCUAUGGAACGUUUACGAUUGUUGGGACUGAGGGGAGGUCAGUUAAGAAAGGGAAGUCAGGAUUGCAGCCUCUAGGUUUUUUGGGGUUUAUGUGUGCAUGGUUUGGUACCGGACGCCCCCACUCGCACAGACUGGGCUAUAAAUAGCAAAGCAAAGCUCCGCCUCCCCCCCGCCUCCCCACCCCCUUGCGCUUCUUUCCUCUGGAGCCGGCGCUGUGCCCGGGACGCACCGGGAGGAGGGACUAGGAUUCAGUGCAGGGGCGCAGAUACCAAGGGAAUCCGGGUGCGCCCCCCCCACGCCAGGCCAUGUGGGCCCCCAAGGCACUCGGCUUCUCCACCCCGGCUGCCCCAUGGCCCGGGCCUCAAUCCUGGCCAGAGAGUCUGCGGAUAUUCAGGGAUAGUCCUUAUCACUGAGACCUCAGAUCUCUGCCAGCCAUCACCCCCAGACCCCUAGCAAUCCUCGGCAGUUCCCAGCUCCGGCUCUAUCGGUGCUCUCGCCCUAGCCGCAGCUAUGCUGCACACUGAGGGCCACGCUCUUCUUCGGGCCGUGGGUCAGGGUAAGCUACGCUUGGCCCGUUUGCUUCUGGAGGGAGGAGCCUACGUGAAUGAGGGUGAUGCCCAGGGGGAGACUGCACUAAUGGCGGCCUGUCGGGCCCGUUACGACGACCCCCAGAACAAGGCGCGCAUGGUACGCUACCUCUUGGAGCAAGGUGCGGACCCCAACAUCGCAGACCGCUUAGGGCGCACGGCGCUCAUGCACGCUUGCGCCGGGGGCGGAGGAGCCGCAGUGGCCUCGUUGCUCCUUGCCCACGGCGCAGACCCCUCAGUCCGAGAUCACGCGGGUGCCUCGGCGCUUGUCCACGCCCUGGACCGCGGGGACCGCGAGACCCUUGCCACGCUGCUGGACGCCUGCAAGGCUAAGGGCACGGAGGUCAUCAUCAUAACCACCGAUACCUCGCCCUCGGGCACCAAGAAGACCCGGCAGUAUCUUAAUUCUCCACCAUCCCCGGGGGUAGAAGACCCUGCACCAGCUCCUCCUAGCCCAGGGGUCUGCACGUCACCUUCGGAAAUCCAACUACAGACUGCAGGAGGAGGACGGGGCGUGUUAUCCCCUCGCGCCCAGGAAGAAGAGGAGAAGCGGGACGUAUUUGAAUUCCCUCUUCCUAAGCCUCCAGAUGACCCCUCCCCUUCUGAGCCGCUCCCCAAACCGCCCCGACAUCCCCCAAAACCACUCAAAAGGCUCAACUCCGAGCCCUGGGGUCUAGUGGCUCCUCCCCAACCGGUCCUUCCUGCCGAAGGGAGGCCGGGGAUCGAGCGCUUGACAACUGAAUUCAACGGUCUGACCCUCACGGGUCGACCGCGUCUUUCCCGGCGUCACAGCACUGAAGGCCCGGAGGACCCACCCCCAUGGGCGGAGAAAGUGACGGGCGGGGGUCCUCUCUCGCGCCGAAACACCGCACCCGAGGCUCAAGAGUUCGGUGCCCCUUCGGGGUUAAGGCAAAAACUGAGCCGCAUGGAGCCGGUGGAGCUCGACACCCCCGGACAUCUUUGCUCCGAGUCGCCCGAGUCCAGCCGCUUGUCCCUGGAGCGCCGCCGAUACAGCGCCUCCCCGCUGACCCUCCCUCCAGCCGGCUCGGCUCCGUCGCCGCGCCAGUCGCAGGAAAGUCUGCCAGGGGCUGUAUCUCCGCUGAGCGGACGGAGGCGGAGUCCUGGGCUGCUGGAGAGGAGGGGCUCGGGGACGUUGCUCCUGGAUCACAUCUCGCAAACGCGGCCGGGUUUCCUGCCCCCGCUCAACGUCAGUCCCCACCCUCCCAUCCCUGACAUUCGCCCCCAACCCGGAGGUCGGGCGCCGUCACUGCCUGCCCCUCCUCACGCCGGGGCGCCAGGCUCUCCCAGGACCAAGCGUAAAUUGGUGAGACGCCACUCCAUGCAGACUGAGCAGAUCCGUCUGCUAGGGGGCUUCCAGAGUCUAGGCGGGCCGGGGGAACCAGGUCGCUGAGAGAAGAGAGAGGAGCUAAGGAGGGCGAGGAUGAGGACCUUGAUGGGACAGGUGGGAGAACCACGGACAUAAGGAUCUCUUGCAUGUGCUCAUGGCACUGUGCAUGCACACAGGAGUAAACUGUGUCUACAAGCGCAGUAGAUUUAUUAGCAAGGAAGGAUAAAUACUCUAUUUACUGGGUAAAUGGACACAUGCAUUCAUAUCCUGGUUACUGCACAUGUAUGUGGGAUUGUGUACCCACAGGCACAGCACACCAAUAAGCACACAGGACCACUUGUGCUAGAGUCCCAGAGUCACUUGCAGUUGUUCAGAAGCAGUAGGGAACCCCUCCUAUACCUUUGCCCUCCUACAGAAGCAAUUCCUUACUUUCCAUGUAUGCUCUGCAACCCAGUUUAUCAUGAUUUUGCACACUUUACUCUCUCUUCAUGAAAAUCUCAUCCCAUUCUGCAGGUCUUGCUUCUCUCUUCAGGCCUGACUUCCAGUUCACACACUACUUCCGCCACACACACACACACACCCCAACCACUUUUCAGGAUGUCUUCUUCACUCUCCUUGGGGUUCUUGAAGCAACUCCCAGCCUCAGUUCUGCUGCUGCCCUUCCGAAUGCUCUCAACUUCACCCCUCAACUUCCUGAUUUUUAUUCCCACCAAGUUCCCCCAAACACUACAAUAGGUUGUCUUGUUUUUCCAGGGGAUGGAUCAUGGGCUCUAAGCUGCUCUUUUGUCUGUCUGAGCUUAUGAACACCCCCACAGGUAGAAGUGGGGAGUAAUCCUAAAUCACUCCUCUCUCCACUUGACAUGUCAAAUAAAUGUGUUCACAAAUC